AUGCUUUUUGCCAUUGAGGAAAUUAAUAACAGCACAGAUCUACUGCCUGAAGUUACUCUGGGCUAUAAAAUGUAUGAUGCCUGUGGUUUCAUUGCCAGAAGUGUAAAAGUUGCAUUGGCCUUACUUAAUAGUAACAGAAUUGAAGCUUCAACUUCAAAGGUGUGUACAAGACCUGCACAAGUGCAAGUUAUAAUGGGAGAAACCUCUUCCUCUCCUAGUGCAGCCAUUGCUACUGCUAUUGGACCCUUUCAUAUACCAAUGAUUUUGCAGCACAUACAAAGGACUCAUUUCAAGACAAAGGAAGGGGAUGAGGUUUACUUUAACGAAAAUGGAGAUCCACCGGCAAAAUAUGAUAUCAUAAACUGGCAACGGGGAGAAAAUGACAUGUUGAACUUUGCGUCUGUUGGUCUUUAUGACGCAUCCUUACCAGCCGAUAAACAACUGAAUGUGAAAAUGAGUUCAAUAAUUUGGGCAAAAAACUCACUGCAGGUACCUGUUUCGGUUUGCAGCGAGAAGUGUCCCCCGGGAACACGAAAAGUUCUCCAGAAGGGAAGGCCUAUUUGCUGUUUUGACUGUAUAAGAUGUGCAGAGGGAGAGAUAAGCAACACCUUGGAUUCUGUCACCUGUGUGAGAUGCCCCCUUGAAUCCUGGUCAAAUGAAGAUCGAAAUGCCUGUGUAAAGAAGAAGGCUGAAUUUCUUUCAUAUAAAGAAAUAAUGGGAGCAUUGCUCACAGCAGCUUCUUUAUUUGGUACAUGUAUGACUGUUGUUGUAGCAGUCAUUUUUGUUAAAUACAGGAAAACUCCUCUUGUGAGGGCAAACAACUCUGAGCUAAGCUUCCUGCUGCUCUUCUCCUUAAAGCUGUGUUUCCUCUGCUCUCUGACUUUCAUCGGCCAACCCUCUGAGUGGUCCUGCAUGCUGCGGCACACAGCAUUUGGCAUCACCUUUGUCCUCUGCAUCUCCUGUGUCUUAGGGAAAACCAUAGUGGUUUUAAUGGCAUUUAAAGCUACACUUCCAGGACGAAAUGUGAUGAAAUGGUUUGGACCUACACAGCAGAGAGUCAGUGUUCUGGGUUUUACUCUUGUGCAAGUCAUCAUAUGUAUCCUCUGGUUAACAAUCGCUCCUCCUUUUCCUUCCAAGAAUUUUAAAGAAUUCAAAGACAAAAUCAUCUUGGAGUGUUCACUUGGGUCUUCUGUUGGCUUCUGGGCUGUCCUUGGGUACAUAGGACUUCUGGCCAUUUUGUGUUUUAUUUGUGCUUUUUUGGCUCGUAAACUGCCUGACAAUUUUAAUGAAGCCAAAUUUAUCACUUUCAGCAUGCUAAUAUUCUGUGCUGUAUGGAUAACUUUUAUUCCAGCGUAUGUCAGUUCUCCGGGGAAGUUCAGUGUUGCUGUAGAAAUAUUUGCUAUACUUGCCUCUAGUUUUGGACUAUUGGUUUGUAUUUUUAUUCCAAAAUGUUACAUUAUGGUGAUGCAACCAGAAAAAAAUACAAAAAAGAACAUAAUGGGAAAGGUUGCCCCAAAAUAAUUGUUG
This is a messenger RNA of Fundulus heteroclitus (mummichog), 1527 nucleotides long. Its product is annotated as extracellular calcium-sensing receptor-like. Gene Ontology annotation, molecular function: G protein-coupled receptor activity. NCBI's taxonomy places the organism in Eukaryota, Metazoa, Chordata, Actinopteri, Cyprinodontiformes, Fundulidae. Gene Ontology annotation, cellular component: membrane. The transcript has 4 exons. Gene Ontology annotation, biological process: G protein-coupled receptor signaling pathway. The coding region runs from base 1 to 1521 and encodes 506 amino acids. The record is from RefSeq and is a predicted model, not a curated record.